AUGCCCCCUCUCGCCGCUGUCCGCGCAUCCAAUGCGCGCUUCUCCCCGCCCACACCGCCCGUCGCGAUCUUCGUCGGCGGGACGUCCGGCAUCGGGCAGGGCACCGCGCAGGCCUUCGCGCGGCACACGCGUGGCGCGGCGCACAUCAUCCUCGUCGGGCGGAACCGCGCCGCCGCCGCCGCGCUCUUCGCGACCUUCCCCCGGUGCGCGACCUCGAAGUACGAGUUCGUGCCGUGCGACGCGAGCCUGCUGCGCAACGUCGCCGCGACGACCGCCGGCCUCCUCGCGCGCCUCCCGCGGGUCAACUACCUCGUGCUGACGUGCGGCGCGCUCCCGAACGCGUGGCAGGUCCUCCGCGGCGCGCGCGCGCCGACGGCGGAGGGCAUCCCCGAGGCGCUCUUCGCGGUCACGUACUACGCGCGCGCGCAGUUCGCGCGGGACCUCCUCCCGCUGCUCCGCGCAGCGCGCGCGGCGGGGGAGGACGCGGCCGUCCUGACUGUCCUCGCCGCGGGGCACGGUGGGCCGGUCGACUUCGCCGACAUGGGCAUGGAGGGCCCGUGGAGCGUGCGGACGCUGCGCCCGACGGUGAUCACUUAUAUGGACAUGAUGGUCGAGAGUCUCGCAGCCCUCGCCCCUGAGGUGACCUUCACGCAUAUAUGCCCUGGGAUUGUGAGCACGCCGCUGUUCCCCGGUUGGGUGCGGCCCCUCGCGGACCUGCUCCUCACGUCGAUCGACGACUGCGGGGAGUUCAUGCUCCAUGCGCUGCUCAUGAGUAGGGGAGGCGGCGCGAUGCGAAUGGGUGAGCACGCCGACGACGUCGGGUUGCAGGGGUACUUUGGCGGCGAUGAGGUCCGGGAGCGGGUGUGGGCGCAUACGACAGAGGUGAUCGAGCGUGCGUUGGCGAAGACCGAGACAGUGGUCCCCUCCGAGUCGGUGGGAGGCCAGUAG
This is a messenger RNA of Rhodofomes roseus, 948 nucleotides long. RefSeq lists its product as uncharacterized. NCBI's taxonomy places the organism in Eukaryota, Fungi, Basidiomycota, Agaricomycetes, Polyporales, Fomitopsidaceae. The coding region runs from base 1 to 948 and encodes 315 amino acids. The record is from RefSeq and is a predicted model, not a curated record. The transcript is spliced from 2 exons.